CCACAAGUUAAAUUCACUAUGAUCUUCGCAGCUAUUGAGCGAUGCCCGGGCUCACACGGCACUGAUUUGUGCGCGGUUGGGGAAGCUAUUUGUUCGUGCCAAAGGAUGAGAAGACUCGGAGCUAUGCACUGCACAUCCUCGGUGAGAUUACCUCAGUUUCGCCCUGUGCUCGCCUUGGGCUGUUUCUUUCUCGUCACAGCGAAGUAACCUGUACUGUAGCUGCGCAUUGAGUCCAGAGACGCAUUCAGUCUGCUCUCGUCUUCAUGAAGAUGGACACCUCGCGAUCUCUGAUCGGCGUGCAGAUUACAAGUCAGACACCGCGUAUUUCAAGCUCCUCUGCGACGAGAACGGCUGCCUUCUCUCCGAUCACGACGGCAGUCGAGUAUGUAUUCUAUACAUCAGGUUAAUUAAGGCCACGAAUACAACGAGUCCACUACACU
Fomitopsis serialis is the source of this 440-nucleotide messenger RNA. RefSeq lists its product as uncharacterized. The record is from RefSeq and is a predicted model, not a curated record. Bases 19 to 207 code for a protein of 62 amino acids. Lineage: Eukaryota; Fungi; Basidiomycota; Agaricomycetes; Polyporales; Fomitopsidaceae. The transcript has 3 exons.